Molecule: messenger RNA, 3038 nt
Organism: Anopheles moucheti
Lineage: Eukaryota; Metazoa; Arthropoda; Insecta; Diptera; Culicidae
Gene: SCCRO3
Product: DCN1-like protein 3
Exons: 2
Coding region: 676-1722 (348 amino acids)
Biological process (GO): protein neddylation; positive regulation of ubiquitin-protein transferase activity
Cellular component (GO): ubiquitin ligase complex
Molecular function (GO): ubiquitin-like protein binding; ubiquitin conjugating enzyme binding; cullin family protein binding
Source: RefSeq, a predicted model, not a curated record
UUCUGGUUUUGCGGGUGAUAAAAGUGAUGAAUAAACCGAAUAAAAACGCGCAUACACGGCUCGAAAUGGAUCUGUAACUUCGUAUGAGCAUUGCUUAACAUAGUGACACAACGUAUAGGACACCUUGCUGCUUGAAAAGGGGCGUGCUGGCACCGCUUAGCAAUAGCACGGUGUAUCGUACAAUUCCUGUUUGGACCUGUUGUAUCUUGUUGUGGCUGAAGUAGUCCGGACUCCGCAACUGUAAAGGCGAAAACACCACUUCUGCCGCGAACAGUUGAUUUGCAACAGAGGAUCCACCGCUUGUGCCAAAUAAAACCACUAGCAAAGUUGUGCCAAAACUGAAGACGAACCAUACAUUUGGAUUCAGCUGCCAUUGUUUACCUUCUGCCGGUCAUCCGACCUGCUAGCGCAAGGUGCUAGAAAUUGCAUUGUGGCACAACAUCGGAUUGUGUGGUAGAAGAUGUAUACCCAUACAUAGCAGCGACGUUUUCAGCAUGCUUCAAGCGGUUUUAAAUGAAUGUGGCGGACCCUGUGUUACCAAACAGUAGAAACAGAUCGACAGCAUUGCGUGUAAUUGUUAUUGCUAUCGACAUUCACACCAUCGCAACUACGGUAAUCGGAUCCCAGCGAAGUAAGGGGAUCGCAUAUGCACACUAACUCCAUCAAACUAUCACCAUGGGCAGCUGCUUGACAUGCUUCCGUACACCGCCCAACACUAAUGUUUCCACUGCAACUGGUGUUCCGAACAAUGUCGGUGGUACGACCCAUGAUCCCGCCCUGACGUACACCGAAAUGGACGCAAUUGGUCAUGAAACCGACGACCUCCUGCCCGUGAGCGUAACCGGGCAUCGAAUGGGCCAUGGGGACAAACGUUCCGGAGGAAGCUUUAAAAAAUCGACUGUCGGUGGAAUGUUGAACGGAAAUAUUUCGUCCGCGCUUACCGGCAGCGGGACGGUCGGUGUUGGCGGAAUGAUCGGUUCGACCGGCGGUUUAAUGCCAGAAAACAUGAACAAUAAUGGAACAGGUAGCAAGGAAUUGUGUGGAGGUAUGGGUGGUCUUCAAGUAUUGCUGUCCGAUAACGAUUUGAACAGACUGUUCGAAAACUAUAAGGAUACACAGGAAGAUGCAAUACUAUCGGAGGGUAUCGAACGGCUGUGUGGUGAUCUCGGCUACAAGCCGGACGAUUUUGCGAUACUCGUCUUGGCGUGGCGCUUGGACGCGAGUCAGAUGUGUCAGUUUACGAAAGCCGAAUUCAUCCAGGGCUUACAGCGGAUGAAUGCGGCCAGCAUCGAAGACAUACGGACUCGGUUGCAACAGAUCGUGGAACGACUACGCACCGACAGUACGGAGGACUUUAAAUCACUGUACCGGUUUACGUUUCGGUUCGGCCUAGAGCCGGGUCAUCGGAUACUUUCCCUGGACAUGGCGAUCAGUUUGUGGCGGCUCGUGUUUACCGUCCAUACGCCCGAAAUUCUGCAGCGCUGGUUGGAUUUUCUCGAGCAGCACCAACACAUCCGAGGUGUCCCGAAGGAUACCUGGAACAUGUUUUUAAACUUUGUGGAAACCUGUGAUAUCGAACAUUACGAUGACACGGAGGCGUGGCCAAGCCUCUUUGACGAUUUUGUCGAUUAUGAGCGGGAACGCACGGGUCGGAUUGCGAAGGUUAAGGACGACAGUGGUGGAGAGCCGCCACCGGGUCAUUCCGACUGCAACGGCUCAUAGUAUUUUGCUAGGUAACACCCUUUAACCACUGUAUUCUUUUCCCCUCAUGCAUUUUUUUAUAAAAUCAUCAUACCCCGUUUUGUCCCAUGUACGGUGAAAUUUUUUCAGUCUUCGGAACACUGACUGAUCGGACUGACUGAUCAAUAACGCAAAUGAACGCCGGUGAUCUCCUUACAUGUAUUUUUUUUCCCUGCUAAAUGUGCUGCCGUCGUUAAAAUUAGCAAUGUUUAGCAAAACCCGUGACGGACGAAGACCGGUGACAUUUCCCCGACGUUUUUUAUAGCAUUUUUAUUAUUUAUUGAAUUCAUCGUAUCAUGCGAAGCACCUUCCGAGACAUUUACGCGGUCUACCGACGAGAGGAGCAUUCGAAUUUUAUUAUCGGAUCACAUGGAAAUAGUACUUGUGCACAAAAGCAGCUACAGACUGCACGUCAAGUGUUAUUCUUCCAACGUUUAAUCCGUUCGAUAUAUACGUUUGUAGAAGGGAAUUGUUUUCAGCGAUUCUACAUCAUUUAUAGGUUUUACCGAAGUUGUUCAUGCGGUGUAGUAUUCAUUCGUUUAAUGGUUUAUUACGUUCAGAAACCUUAGUAGGAGGAAACAGAAGUUAGAAAAAAGAAAGCCGAGAGACGAUUACAAAACCUUAGAAGACAAAUUGGAUCGUUUGUUGUUGAAAUUUAUCUCGUUGUACAAGUUUUAAGGUCAAAAGCGAUGCGAAAUUCGCUUACACGGUGCAACCACAGUACAUGUGUGUUUUGUGAUUGCCAACAAUUAGUUGCGGAAAAUAACUUUGCGAAAUAAAAAAUCACACACAAUAGCGUAAACGACGAAUCACGAAAACAAAAAUUCUAGAGACAAAUAUUUAUGUAGAGAGCAUAAUGGCUGUAUCGCAUAUAAGCCGCGAAAGAUCGCUGUGAGGCGAGAGUACUGAGUAUAUAGAUAAAAGAGGAACCCCAUUCCCAUCAUGCUACUAACGCGAUCGUUUUUGUGUGCGAGAUGCAAAUUGAAACAAAUGAUGGCAGAGAAUGAAGAGCCAGAAGCCGGCGAUCAAUGUGAUUAAUUCAUAACUAUUAGUGCACGGUCUUAUUUUCGGUUCUUUUCCAAGCGUGCUAUCUAAUAUGCAUAUAGUCUAAAACGCGCAGCUAACGUUUCGAUUGCAAUACGGUGGCGAACUGAAGGAGGGAGCAUUUUCCACGUGGCGGCUGCGGUCAGUAACUGAUAACUAACUUAACGGCGGAUAAUCGGAUUGGCGGAUAUCAAAACUUAGUGUAAUUAUCGCAUUAACAUUAAACGGUUUUGAAAUAAAGGAAACAAGCCUAU